Messenger RNA from Penicillium antarcticum, 1071 nucleotides. It is a transcript of the gene trm8, whose product is annotated as tRNA (guanine46-N7)-methyltransferase. Gene Ontology annotation, biological process: tRNA methylation; RNA (guanine-N7)-methylation. The transcript is spliced from 3 exons. Gene Ontology annotation, cellular component: tRNA methyltransferase complex. Lineage: Eukaryota; Fungi; Ascomycota; Eurotiomycetes; Eurotiales; Aspergillaceae. Gene Ontology annotation, molecular function: tRNA (guanine(46)-N7)-methyltransferase activity. The coding region runs from base 1 to 1071 and encodes 356 amino acids. The record is from RefSeq and is a predicted model, not a curated record.
AUGGCCGAACAAGUCCCAACAAAGCGCCAAAAGCGCGAGGAAUACCGUCGCGGUAUCCAGGCCCAGCAAGAAACCGAAGAUGGCUCUGUCGUCAAGAUGCCGCAGAAGAAAUUCUUCCGUCAGCGCGCGCAUGCGAAUCCCUUCUCAGACCACAAUUUGAACUACCCUAUCAGCCCCGCGCAUAUGGAUUGGUCUUCUCACUACCCUGCAUACGUGGACCCGGAUACCCUCAAGACAAAUUUGGCCGGUGCUCGCCAAUUGACUAAGAAUGUCGAGGUUGUGGAUAUUGGCUGUGGCUUCGGUGGAUUGCUUGUUGGGCUGGCGCCUUUGCUGCCGGAUACUCUGAUGGUUGAAGUGCACAAGACCAAGGCUAACCAAAACAAAGGCAUGGAAAUUCGGACCCAAGUCCUCGAGUACCUAACAUCUCGCAUUCACGCCCUCCGCACCCAACAACAAAACUUAAAGAACAAAGCCGCAAAGCCAACCAGCACAGAAGCACCAGAAUCUACAGAACAACCCACAGAAAUGGACACAAGCGACGAUAAAGCCCCAGUCCCAGCAACAGACGACGAUAUCGGCACAACAAAGAUCUUCCCCGGAAACUUCGAAAACAUCACCGCAAUCCGCGCAAACACGAUGAAAUUCCUGCCAAACUUCUUCGGCCGCCACCAACUCUCCAAAAUCUUCGUCUGCUUCCCAGACCCGCACUUCAAAGCGCGCAAGCACAAAGCGCGCAUUAUUUCCGAGUCCCUCAAUGCCGAGUAUGCGUAUGCACUCCGCCCUGGUGGCUUGCUAUACACCAUUACCGAUGUGGAGGAGUACCAUCAUUGGGUUCUGAGGCAUUUCCAGCGCCAGCCUGAGGACGCGGAGAAGACAGAGGGUGAGGCGGUGCAUGCGCCUGGCAUUAAGGAUAUCUGGGAGCGGGUCUCAGAUGAGGAUCUUGCGGCUGAUCCUUGUGUGCGGGUUAUGCAGUUUGAGACUGAGGAGUCGAAGAAGGUUACGAGGAAUAAUGGCAAGAAGUUUGUUGCUGUUUUCAGGCGGUUGGCUGAUCCUGAGUGGUCUUCCUCUUAA